Messenger RNA from Micromonas commoda, 1293 nucleotides. RefSeq lists its product with no specific name. The transcript has a single exon. Lineage: Eukaryota; Viridiplantae; Chlorophyta; Mamiellophyceae; Mamiellales; Mamiellaceae. The coding region runs from base 1 to 1293 and encodes 430 amino acids. The record is from RefSeq and is a predicted model, not a curated record.
AUGGAUCAGAACCCGUACGAUACAUACUCUUGUGCGGAGGUCCAUUAUGAUGAGCGCGGGCUCGAGGGGGAUGAUUCCGGACAGUCGGCGAUGCCCAAGGACAUCUACAACGCGCCGUACGCGCGGAAAGGGGCCAUCCUUCGGGCGCUGGGUUGGGAUACCGGGGUCUGGGGAAAGAGAGGUAUGGAAACGCCAUAUUGCAUUUUUAAGCCCGUGGGUCUGCUUCCCAAAAGACAGUAUUGUGCAAGCGACGCUCUGUGGCUCAGGAUUGCCUCUCAGGUGCACGACAUCGAGAUGAUCCAGUACCUCAGGACCGCGUGGGAAAGAUGGAAGGGCAUGCCGAUGAAAAAUCGUUGCAAGUUUUUCCGGCGCGAGAAAGAUGGGGAGUCCGACCCCGCCGCGGUGCCUGCUCUGGUCCCUUCGAACUUCGCGCAGAGAUCGGAGCCUGGCAGCAAAGCAGGUACCGAUGUCCAUUCGCAGACCAACUGGUACCACACGGACGACGAGACGCCAAUAUUCGAGGGUCUACUGGAGACGUUGGAGUCAGACAUUUUGGUGGCACUUAAAACAUCUGAAGCGAUGUUGCGGUGGAGACAAAACCUAAAGGCUCGACCGCAGUCGCGAUAUUUCUACUCACUCGUCACGCACCCAGGUCAUCACGCGGGGAAGUCAAGCAUUGGAGGGUACUGCUACGUCAACAUCGCCGCGUUGAUUGCCCACCAUAUCUUGCAUCCCGCCGCACCAGAAGAAUAUUAUGGGCAAUCCAAGUACGAGAAGGUUGCGAUACUCGACGUCGACUACCACUGCGGCAACGGCACCAUCUCGAUCUUCUGGGACCGACCCGACGUGUUCGUGGCGUCGAUACACGCGGACCCGAGCGGCGACUACCCGUGGAACAGCGGCUUCGCGGAUCAGAUUGGAGAGGGAGCCGGUGAGGGCAAGACCCUCAACCUGCCGCUCACCCCGGGCGCGGGUUGGGCCGAAUACGAGAAAGCCCUGAGGGCGGCUCUCGCGGCGAUAAAGGACUUCGGGGCUGAGGCAAUCGUCGUCUCGCUCGGUCUGGAUACCCACCGCGACGUUCCCGUGCAGGAGAAGGCCACCGCUGGGAUGGGUUUGACCUCGGAGGACUACUUUGAGAUGGGAAAGCUCCUGGGUGGUGCCAACUUGCAGUUGGCCUUUGUCCAGGAGGGUGGGUAUCAGGUCGCCGUGGCGGGUCAGCUGGUGGCUCAGGUCUUCCGGGGAGUUGAGGCGGAGUUCAACCGAACGCUGAGUCGCAAGCGCCGCCUAGACUAG